Molecule: messenger RNA, 645 nt
Organism: Vigna unguiculata (cowpea)
Lineage: Eukaryota; Viridiplantae; Streptophyta; Magnoliopsida; Fabales; Fabaceae
Product: eukaryotic translation initiation factor 2 subunit alpha homolog
Biological process (GO): translational initiation
Cellular component (GO): eukaryotic translation initiation factor 2 complex; eukaryotic 48S preinitiation complex
Molecular function (GO): RNA binding; translation initiation factor activity; ribosome binding
Source: RefSeq, a predicted model, not a curated record
UCUUUCUUCCCAUUUCCAUUUCCCACAGAGCUAAACGAAAACCCUGAGUCGGCGCUGAGAGAAAGAGAGUAUCGAAGGAUGGGUCCGAACCUAGAAUGUCGUAUGUACGAGGCGAGGUACCCGGAGGUGGACAUGGCGGUGAUGAUACAGGUGAAGAACAUCGCGGACAUGGGCGCCUACGUGUCACUUCUGGAGUACAACAACAUCGAGGGCAUGAUCUUGUUCUCGGAGCUCUCCCGCCGUCGGAUUCGCAGCGUCAACAGCCUCAUCAAGGUGGGGCGCAUCGAGCCCGUCAUGGUCCUCCGUGUCGACAAGGAAAAGGGUUACAUCGAUCUCAGCAAGCGUAGGGUCUCGGAAGAGGACAUUCAGGCCUGCGAGGAGAGGUACAACAAGAGCAAGCUCGUCCACUCCAUCAUGCGCCACGUUGCCGAAACCCUCAACAUCGAUUUGGAGGAGCUCUAUGUUCACAUUGGAUGGCCUUUAUAUCGCAAAUAUGGUCAUGCUUUUGAGGCUUUCAAAAUAAUUGUCACUGAUCCUGAUUCUGUUUUGAAUACGCUCACCCGUGAGAUCGGGACAAUGGAGACGCCUUUGCAACCAGGUUGGAAAACGCCCAUGCUGGACCGAUACGACAUGUUUGUAAUGUAG